Capsella rubella is the source of this 284-nucleotide messenger RNA. Its product is annotated as COX assembly mitochondrial protein 2. Gene Ontology annotation, cellular component: mitochondrion. The record is from RefSeq and is a predicted model, not a curated record. The transcript is spliced from 2 exons. Bases 54 to 278 code for a protein of 74 amino acids. Lineage: Eukaryota; Viridiplantae; Streptophyta; Magnoliopsida; Brassicales; Brassicaceae.
CCUCUUGAUCGAUUUGAUCGGAGAAGGCCGGAGAAAAGCUCGAAGGUCCGUCAAUGGGGAGCUAUGUGGAGAAAGCUCGUGAGAAUCACGUCAAGAAGAAGGUCGAAGAAGCGCUGCGUAGCAAGAUGAAGGCAAAGGCAUUGAUGGAAUGUGAUCAGUUCGUCUCAAAGUAUGCUCAGUGCGCAACAGGAAGAACGUUUUCUGUGGUAUGGACAUGUCGUAAGCAAGCUAAAGAGCUCAACACUUGCCUCCAUCAAUUGUAUGUUCUCACAUCUUAAUGCUCC